Messenger RNA from Coffea arabica (coffee), 2853 nucleotides. Lineage: Eukaryota; Viridiplantae; Streptophyta; Magnoliopsida; Gentianales; Rubiaceae. The record is from RefSeq and is a predicted model, not a curated record.
AUGGAUCGCCAAGUGAUAGGAAGGAGCCGGGGAAGACCCACUAGACAACACCCGGAAGCGGGUGGUGAUAGGGAACCCGAGGUCGAUCAAGACCAAGGGCAGGAAGGUGUGGCCGGAGACCGGGUGGCCACCGCAAUUGACCGUAUUACUGAAGUUCUCGAGCGAUUGACUGAUCGCCAAACCACUGAACCAGUGCAUCAACCAGGAGGCCCAGUUGACUCCGAUGAUCGGGCACUGGAAAGGUUUCUGAAAUUUGGACCUCCCAAAUUUUAUGGAGGACCCGAGCCGGAAGUGGCCGAAGGCUGGUGGGAGAGAAUCACUGAGAUUUUCGCCGCUUUGAACUAUACUGAGGAGCGAAAAGUGACUUUUGCUACCUUCCAGUUUGAGGAAGCUGCUCGCUCCUGGUGGAAUCUAGAGAAGAGAGAGGAUGAUUUUAUUAGAUGCAAACAAGGGGCGAUGAGUGUCGCCGAGUAUGAAGUCCAGUUCACAAAGCUGUCACGCUUUGCACCUGAGUUGAUAGCCACCGAGCAAAGGCGUGUUCGGAGGUUUGUGCAGGGUUUGAAUGUGGAACUACAGGAAAGUUUAGCUGUUGUAAGGAUAGAUACCUUCGCUGAGGCUGUUGAAAGAGCGCAGCGAGUUGAAGUAGCCAGAGCUCAAGUGAAGUCUUUUCAGUCCAAGAAAAGAUUUGCUCCUAGCAGUAGUCGGGAGCCGACUUUUGGAAAUGCUCCACCGGCCAAAGUGGGCCGAGGAACUAGUGGAGUGAAUAGUUCUGGAGCACCCCGAGGCGCCCAAGCAAGAGGACAUGGGGCCAGGAAUGCAGGAGGACGAAAUAUUGGAGCUAGAGGGGGACCAAUUGGAAGAGGACAACCUAGGAAUCGGCCGCAAGGGGGUAGAGCAAUAGUUCCUCAAGUGACAUGUGCUUAUUGCAAGAAACCUGGUCAUUCUAUGGAUAGUUGCUGGAAGAAGCAAGGAAGGUGCUUGAGAUGUGGAAGUAGUGAGCACCAAAUCUCAGGAUGUCCAAAGGUGCAGGAAGGAACUCCUCAGAAAGCUAGACCAAACACUUCUGGAGGGAGCCGGCCAACAGUUCCUGCCAGAGUGUAUGCUAUAGAUGAUCAACCCGUACCUGAUUCCUCGGAAGUUGUGGAAGGUACACUUCCAAUUUUUCAUAGAUUAGCUAAAGUGUUAAUUGACCCUGGUGCAACGCAUUCAUUUGUAAAUCCAUCUUUUAUGUCUGGAAUAGAUGUGCAACCCGUUAGAUUACCCUUUGAUCUUGAAAUUAGGACACCCAUGGGUAAUAGAAAGGUAAUCACUAGCUUGGCCUAUAAGAAUUGUGAAUUCUAUAUCGGAGAACAGAAAAUGGUAGUGGAUCUGAUCAGUUUGGAUAUAAAAGGUUACGAUGUUAUCAUAGGAAUGGAUUUCCUAGGUCACCAUCAUGCUAAGCUUGAUUGCCGAGCGAAAGUAGUGGAGUUUUGUAUACCUGGAGAAGCAACCCUGAGGUUAGAUGUUAAGGGUAGGUUAGCAUCUUCUGCUAUGGUCUCGGGAAUACGGGCAAGGAAAAUGUUAUCUAAAGGAGCUCAAGGUUUCAUAGCCUUCUUGAUCAAUACUCCCAGUGAUCAAUGUAUCGAUUACCGAGGGUUAAAUGAGGUUACUAUUAAGAAUAAAUACCCUCUACCGUUGAUUGAUAGUUUGUUCGACCAACUGCAAGGAUUAGUGGUCUUCUCUAAGUUGGAUUUAAGGCAAGGGUAUUACCAGCUGAAGAUUAAGAAGGAAGACAUACCCAAGACUGCUUUUAGUACAAGAUAUGGACAUUUUGAGUUCGCAGUCAUGCCUUUUGGUUUAACUAAUGCACCAGCUGCAUUUAUGGAUUUGAUGCAGAGAAUUUUUAAGAAAUACCUGGACCAAUUUGUAGUAGUUUUCAUAGAUGAUAUUUUGAUAUACUCCAAGACUCAGGAGGAACACGUUAAACACUUGGAGAUAGUAUUGCAGAUACUAAGAGAGCAUAAGUUGUAUGCAAAAUUCAGCAAGUGCGAGUUUUGGUUAGAAGAGAUUUCCUUUUUAGGGCAUAAGGUUUCCAAAGAUGGAAUUGCCGUGGAUCCGGCAAAAGUUGAAGCUGUUAUGAAUUGGAAGCGGCCAGAAACUCCAACUGAAAUCAGAAGUUUCUUGGGUUUAGCAGGUUAUUAUAGGCGAUUUAUCCAGGAUUUUUCGAAGAUUGCAGGACCUAUGACCGAGUUAACCAAGAAAGGAAAUAAGUUUACCUGGACUCCAAAAUGCGAGUCAAGUUUUCAGGAGUUAAAGAGGCGUUUAACAUCCGCUCCUGUUUUGGUGUUACCUGACGGAGACGAAGGCAAAGCAAAUGUGGUAGCUGAUGCUUUAAGUAGAAAGGCCCAAGGGCAAUCGGAAAGGACAAUCCAAACUUUGGAGGACCUGCUGAGAUCGUGUAUAUUGGAUUUUGGAGGUAAAUGGAGUAAAUAUGUGACCUUGGUAGAAUUUGCAUAUAAUAAUAGCUAUCAGGCUUCGAUUCAAAUGGCACCUUAUGAAGCUUUGUACGGGAGAAGGUGUCGAUCUCCGAUUCAUUGGGAUGAAGUUGGAGAAAAGAAGAUUAUAGACCCUACAGCCAUACCUUGGAUAGAAGAAGCCCAGGAGAAGCUGAAAUUGCCUGCAAGCAUGGCUAGGAUUCACGAUGUAUUUCAUGUAUCCAUGCUUAGGAAAUAUUACCCUGACCCAAGCCAUGUGCUGCAACUAGAAGGAAUUGAGGUGGAUGAGACGUUAAGCUAUGAAGAAGGACCAGUCAAGAUUUUGGAAAGAGAAGUGAAGGAGCUAAGGAACAAGAAAAUUCCUCUGUAUUACUUUUAA